AUGGCGCACGAUUCUCCGGGGUCUGCUGCGGCUCGCAGGAGCAGCAGCAGCAGCCCGAGGCUGCUGCUCCUGCUGGAAGGAGAUGCCUUGCUGUUUGACUUUGCGAGCCUGGCGAACUGUUUGCUGCAGGGCCUGCUGCAGCAGCAGCUGCCUGCUGCUGCAGCGCAGGGCAUGCUUCUCCCGGGUGUGUCUCUUGAGAAGGCAGCAGCAACCUGCGCGUUAAGUGUGCUGCAGCAGCAGCAGCAACAGCAGCAGCAGCAGGAGGGAGUCUCGGCAGCAGUAGCACGGCGAGAAAGGGUUGCAAAGUUGCUGCAGUCUCUCCAGGGGCAGCUAGCUACCGUAGAGGGCCCCGAAGCAGCAGCAGAUGCAGCAGCAAAUGCAGCAAUAGAUGCAGCAGCAGAUGCUGCAGCAACAGCAGGUGCGCUGACAGCAAGCACUUGCUGCUGCUGGUCCAGAGGGCCACUCAAGACUGCAGCAGAAGCUCCGCAGGCCAGCAGCACCAGCACCUGCAGCAGCGUGCAAGACAGCAGCAGCAGCAACAGCAGCAACAGCAGCAGUAGCAGUGCAGCUGACUAUGACGCUGCUGCGCAGCACCCAACAGCAGACACAGCCGCAGCAGCAGACGCAGCCGCAGCAGCAGACACAGCCGCAGCAGCAGACACAGCCGCAGCAGCAGACACAGCCGCAGCAGCAGUCACAGCUGCAGUAGCAGACACAGCUGCAGCAGCAGAAGCGACACUAGAAGGGUUCAGGCUGCUGCUGCAGCGGCUGCUUCCUUGCACAAGGCCUCAUGUGGGGGCCCUGAGGCAGCUGCGCCGUUGCUGCUCUGGGGGCGAAAUAGCAGUGGUUUGCUGCAGCAGCAACGGGAAGCUGCUGCAGCAGCUGCUGCCGCUGCAGCUGCACUUGGGACGGAACGCGCAUGCUGCUGCAGCAGCAGCAGCUUCGCAGGAAGCCCCAGAAACAGCAGCAGCAGCAGCACCCGCUGCUGCUGCUACGCCCCUGCUGCGUUUUUGCCAUUUGAUGCAUCUCAGCAGCAGCAGCCCGGGAGACUUUGCUGCUGCUGUGCAGCGGGUUGCUGCUGCUGUUUCCGCUGCACCUACUGCCGCAGCAGCUGCGGGGAAUAUCUGCUGCUCUGGCGGCACGUGCUGCUGUUGCUGCUGCUGCAGCUGCUGCAACUCGCCACAGCAGCAGCAGCAGCAGCAGCAAAAGCAGCAGAUCCCAGUCGUCGUGGCUGCUUCUACGGUGCCGUUCGCGAAUCUAGCUGCUGCUGCAGGCUUCAGUGUAUUUGCGCCGCAGCUGCCAGCAGCAGCGGCAGAGCAGCAGUUGGUGACCCUUGAGCAGCAGCCAGGGCAGCAGCAGCAGCAGCAGCAGCAAGUAAAACUGCUGAAGUGCCUCGAGUCCAUGGACAUCAUCUCGUUGCAGAAAGCCUAUGGAGUGCAGGCCUUGCAGCAGCAGCAGCAGCAGCAGCAGCAGCAGGUUGACGACGACGAGUCUACGCCUCUUUAUGGAGAGCGCGUUGUGCCUCUUCGUGCAUUAAAACAUGUGUCAAAGGGUAGCAGCAGCCCAGCAGCAGCAGCAGCAGGAGCAGCAGGAGCAGGACCAGCAGCAACAGCAGCAGGAGUGGCAGUGGAGACCCGGCGAAGCCUCCUGAGAUGCGGCUGGGGCAGCUGCUUCCUGCUGCAGCAGCCGCAGCUGCUGCAGGGCCUGGUAGUUCGCGGCUUCGGCCGAGGCAGCUCUUUACUGGGAAUCCCCACGGCUAAUCUCUUGCUGCAGCAGCAACAGCAGCAGCAGCAGCAGCAGCAGCAUCUGCUGCAGGAUUUCGACGCUGCCGUACAUCUCGCGCUGGUUCCUGGGGUUUACUUCGGGUGGGCGGCGCUGCUGCCGGAGGCUGGGAAGCAGCUGCCACAAGGUCCUUACAAGACAGUUCUUUCUUUUGGAUUUAAUCCUUAUUUCGCCAACAGCAAAGCUACUGUGGAGCCGCACCUGCUGGCUGAAGAUGUGGGGGAUAUUAGAGGAAGAGAAAUGAAGAUUUCUUUGUGGGGUUUUGUGCGGGCAGAAGCUCCAUUUGCUUCUUUUUCGCACCUCGUCGCUGCUAUUCAAAGAGAUUGUGAUUUGGCCCUCGCGGCUCUGGCCUUCCCUGAGGCAGCGGCAGCAAGGAAAUUGCUGCUGUAA
Eimeria tenella is the source of this 2172-nucleotide messenger RNA. RefSeq names its product MGC86418 protein, related. NCBI's taxonomy places the organism in Eukaryota, Apicomplexa, Conoidasida, Eucoccidiorida, Eimeriidae. Gene Ontology annotation, molecular function: riboflavin kinase activity. Bases 1 to 2172 code for a protein of 723 amino acids. The transcript is spliced from 5 exons. Gene Ontology annotation, biological process: riboflavin biosynthetic process; FMN biosynthetic process. The record is from RefSeq and is a predicted model, not a curated record.